Aspergillus caelatus is the source of this 1192-nucleotide messenger RNA. RefSeq names its product putative aldehyde reductase (AKR1) (gene akr1). Lineage: Eukaryota; Fungi; Ascomycota; Eurotiomycetes; Eurotiales; Aspergillaceae. The record is from RefSeq and is a predicted model, not a curated record. The transcript is spliced from 4 exons. Gene Ontology annotation, cellular component: cytosol. Gene Ontology annotation, molecular function: aldose reductase (NADPH) activity. Bases 72 to 1070 code for a protein of 332 amino acids.
CUUCAUUCAUCUUUUCAUUCUUCUCUGAACUCUUAUAUCACUUCUUCCUAUUCUUACCUCUAACCGUCAUCAUGUCUCUCGGCAAGAAGGUUACCCUCAACUCCGGCGCCCAAAUCCCUACCCUGGGAUUCGGUACCUGGCAGUCUGCCCCUGGUGAGGUCGGUGAGGCCGUCUACCAGGCCCUGAAGGCCGGUUACCGUCACCUGGAUCUGGCUACGAUCUACCAGAACCAGAAGGAAAUCGCCGUCGGUAUCAAGCGCGCCUUCGAGGAGUUCAACAUCAAGCGUGAGGAUGUCUUCAUCACCUCCAAGCUCUGGAACAGCCAGCACCACCCCGAUGUUGUUGAGAAGGCUCUCGAUGACUGCCUGGCCGAGUGUGGCCUCGACUACCUUGAUCUCUACCUCGUCCACUGGCCCGUUGCCUUCAAGACCGGCAACGAGUACUUCCCUCUCGUUGAGGGCAGCACUGUCCCUGGUGGCGACUGCGUCAUCGACGACAGCAUCUCCAUCGUUGACACCUGGAAGGCCAUGAUCAAGCUCGACAAGAAGAAGGCCCGCGCCAUCGGUGUCUCCAACCACAUGGUUGAGCACCUCGAGGCCAUCAUCAACGCUACCGGCGUUGUCCCCGCUGCCAACCAGAUCGAGCGUCACCCCGUCCUCCAGAGCCCCAAGCUGAUCCAGUACUGCAAGGAGAAGGGCAUCCAUGUCACCGCCUACUCCGCCUUCGGUAACAACAUGAUCGGCGAGCCCCUCCUCAUCACCCGCCCCGAGAUCAAGGCCGUCGCCGAGGAGGCUGGCAAGCGUCUUGGCAAGGAGGUCUCCCCCGCCCAGGUCAUCCUCGCCUGGUCCCAGGUCGGUGGCCACAGUGUCAUCCCCAAGUCUGUCACUCCCGCUCGUAUCGCUGCCAACUUCCAGGAGAUCGAGCUCACCGACGAGGAGAUCGCCAAGGUCACUGCCCUUGGCACCGAGCGCCGUUACAACGUCCCCUACGUUGCCAACAAGCCUCGCUGGAAUAUUAACGUCUUCGGUGAGCCUGAGGAGGCUCCUGCUGACCACAAGGUCAUCCUUUAAGUGUCUCGAUGAUGUGCUGGUCACGUUUAAUGAUUGAUGUUUUGUUUGUAUAUCCAAAUGGAGGGUAUAUUGGUGCAUAUACAUAGUAUAUAUAUGAAUAAAAGCUAAAAUGUAUACAAUCA